ACAUAGAUGUCUGUCUGCUUCUCUCCUCCUGGAUAAAUAAAUAAGAGUAAUUGAUUCUUGCUCGUAUAUCCGCCCGCGUGAAUAUCCGGAUAUAACCCUGAGCAGUUGCAUUGCCGUAAAUAAUAAUAUUAUUAUUUAAUCUUGCUGUUGAUGUUGAUGUUGAUGUUGAAUUGUUGUGACUUCCCUUGCUGUUUGCUGUUUGUUCCCUAUCGGCUCACUCGCUACCUUUUUUUCUUCUCUUCUUUUUCCUCCUCCAUCCGAACCAUCGACAACCACGACCUCAAACUAAACUCCCGGCUCCCUCGCGCCACAGCUCCUAUCCUCACCGCAUUCUCGUUCUCGCAGCUGCAUCUUCUGACACUCUCCCCUCUUGCCGUUGCUUCUGCUGUCUCCCUCCCCCCGUAUCCGUCGUCCCAUCUUCAGCCUCUCUUCCAUCCCCGCAUAACCUCCCUCAACUUCCCCGCCCUCGCCCUGCUCUCGUUCUACACCUUCUACCCGGUCUCUUUUUCUGAGCAAAUCUACCCCUCUAUCCCUCUCCUCCUCCUCUUCAUUCGCCGUACCGUCCGUCCGCAUCUUCAUUGACGCUGCCCUAUGUCUAUCAAUGCGCUGCCAGCCCAUCCGUGCUCCCCCGCCCUCCGCCACGUCCUGUGCGAAUCUCAAUUCACAUUCCCAUUACCACGACGGGUUAUCCGUCACUAGCUAUCAUCAUCAUCAUUAUCAUUUUACCUCUCAUUGUCAUUGACAACUGACAUCGAUAUCGACGUCGGGAUCGCAAUCGCAAACAAUCGCCCAUUGUCCUAGCAGUACCUCCACCUCCCACAGUGCGCACACUCCACUGCAUUAUUGUCUCGAGCUCACGUUUGUGCUCCUCAGGUUGCACACUGCGGCGUUGUUCCAUGGUUCCCUUUCUGUAAUGCGGCCUCGUCAUAUUUUUUGCUUCUUUUUUAUUCAGCCAUCAACCACGCUUUCCACGCUCGCAUUCGCUUAAUCGGCGGCGGCCUUUCUCUUGUCGUGCAGCCUUGUCCCUCGGUUUCGAGCUUAUACCGCGCCUCUCGAUUGGUCCCUGCUCUGCCAGCUUGACCUCUUCCCCUCUCGUCGGCUGCCAUCUCUCGCCCUCCGUUCCAAAGUUACUGUGCUGAACUCGGGCUGCUCGACGCUGUCGCACCGCAGCAAUCCGCCAGUCAGACCUCUUAACGCCCCUGGCUGCGGUCGCGUGAUUCUACUUCGGCCGCGCCCUCACUUGCUGAAGCAUACCUCGCAGCUGCCGUGCUACCACACUCGAACUGCUCGCGCGUGUUGGUCUUAUAUCAGCCCGUCAAAAUAUCUUACAUAGCCUCUUGGAAUCUCGUUCCAGUGUUGUGGUUCCGUGUGUCGCAGUGGGAAUUUUUAUUUCAAUCUAAUUCUCAUUGACAAAUUGAGAAAGAGAAAUAGGCAAAAACAUGUUAAAAAAGGCAAAAAACUAAGAACAAAAUAGGAAAAAGGAAGUGAAAAAAGGAAAAAAGAAAUUAAAAAAAGCAAAACGAAGGGCUGUAUUUAGAUUCAGGCGCAAGAUACGCACCGGCUACUUGCAGAAAUCAAGAAGAAGCCCACCCAGACAAACGUGGGCAUCGCAUCGAUCGACAGGAAGCACAGGCGAAGGAGAGACUAACCCGCACAGCCAACCCCCCUUCCACCGACCUGCCAUUUCCUAGCAGGUAAAUACCGUUUAUAAAUAUAUAUAUCUCUAGAUCUAUAUAUUAUGACGGCCAGCACCAGAAAUGGAUCGCCGUCCCCGUCACCGGCUGCUCCUACAGCUACGGAACAAGAAUCCAAAAGUAUGACUACGACCCCCGCCAACCCGCCAGAGACGAAAUCCCAAACAAACGGGAAAGGAAGUGGCACCGCUCAAAGUAGCCAAAAACCCGCCUCGACAUCCGCCAAUGCUAAGGACCCUCUCCGCCCAAGGAGGAAGAAGGCUAAAAGAGCUUGUUUUGCUUGUCAGAGGGCCCAUCUGACCUGCGGCGAUGAGAGACCUUGCCAACGAUGUAUCAAGCGCGGGCUCCAAGAUGCUUGCCAUGACGGGGUACGGAAAAAAGCCAAGUAUCUACACGAUGCGCCGAACGAAGCUCUCCUGCCCGGCAUCCGAGGAAAUUAUUACAAUCAGGCGAAUACAACGAGAAAUAUCCCCAACCAACGGGGAAAUGCCUCCAAUUCAAACUCGAACAAAGUCUCACGCCAAAGCGUCUCCUCCGCCAAUUUCUACACACCCCAGGCCGCCAGGAGCUACAAUGUCUACGUCCAAGCCAAGUCUCAACAAAGUCAUGUACGCCCUGCAGUGAUGCAGGACGCUUCGAUGAAUCCCAGUGUUUUCCAUGCUCAAUCGCCCUCAUCGACACAGAAUUUCGACCUGUCCUCGAAUCCGCAAACUCAGAAUCUCUCCUCAGCCAUGUCUCAAACCGCGUCGUCUGUGUCUGGCCAGAAUCAAGAUCCCUUUGGUGCCGCAUUUUUUGACCCCAGUCAUCCAGCGCUGUUCAAUUUCGAUAUAGCCAGCAUGAAUUUCGGCAAUCGAUAUGGCGCUUUGGAAUUCGGGAUGCUAGGGCACAUGGCUACAGGAGCAGGAGACACUCCACCCAGUGAUUCAGCCACACAGCGUGGGUCCAUUGGGCGGAGUUCUGGUACAUUUACUGCUCAAAACUUUGGAGAUAGCGCCAACAACCAAUCGCCCUUCCUGUUUGGUGAUCCAGUACUCAAUGACUGGAACCCAACGGGCCAAGGCCAGGCAAAUCCGCGUAAUAUCUACAAUCAGAACGCGGUCGCUGGCCAGAUGGGUGAGCAGAACCCUCACGCUUUCGCUAUCGAGAGCGCUCCGAUGAAUUUUGCCAGCCCGAGCUCGACAGAAAGCCCCCAGAUGACGACCACAACACCAUUUGACGAAGCCAACGCCAACUUCUCCUCCCGAACAAACCUCAUGCAUCCAACAAACACUCCGCAACAAUCCCGCAUAUCAACUCCGGGCCUCAAACAUCAAGGCUUACACGUAGGCGUGAAGAGGCGAUACCGUAGCCCUUCAUCAAUAUACGAGAGCGUCAAGGAGCCAUAUUCAUAUACAAGCGGCUUCCACAGUCUCACGGCAUUUAUUCAACGGCGCUUCUCCCCCCAAAAGACCCUUCAGAUCGCCAAAGCGCUCGCCUCGAUCCGACCCUCCUUCAUCGCCACAACCAAAACCCUCAACCAAGACGACCUCAUAUUCAUGGAGAAAUGCUUCCAACGAACGCUGUGGGAAUACGAAGACUUCAUCAACGCCUGCGGUACGCCGACCAUUGUCUGUCGCCGGACGGGUGAAAUCGCCGCCGUGGGUAAGGAGUUCAGCAUCCUUACCGGCUGGAAGAAGGAGGUCUUGCUGGGCAAGGAACCGAACCUAAAUGUCAACACGGGCUCCUCGUUAUCAUCAGCGUCAUCGGUAAGAGGUAGCAGCACAUUUACCCCUCGAAACAAUAACACCCAUAAUAGCAUAGAUCCUCACACAGGCAUGCCCACCGUAGGCGGGGGUGGUGCAAGUGGACGUACGCAACCUGUCUUCCUCGCGGAGUUACUCGACGACGACAGCGUGAUUGAGUUCUACGAGGAUUUCGCGAAACUUGCCUUUGGCGAUUCGCGCGGGAGCGUGAUGACGACGUGCAAGUUGCUGAAGUAUAAGACGAAGGAGGAUAGUGCGGCACUGUUUCAUGGGAAGGAGGAGACCCAGCAGGGUGGAGUGGAUGGGAGCAGUGGUACCGGUACUACUACUAGUGGUGAUGUCGCGACAACGACAGCAACAGGCACGUCGACAAGCAACGGCGCCAAUGCCAACACCAAUGGGAACAAUACUAAUCCCAACGAUCCAUCCUCCGCCGCUUCAUCGUCAGCGUCAUCGGCGUUGCAGGGCCCGCAGCAAUCACCUAGGCAAACGUGGGGGAAGAGGGGCAUUGCCGGCGAAGCGGGGAUGAAUCAGCUAGGAUUCCGUGAUGGAAAGGUGGAGUGCAGUUACUGCUGGACGGUAAAGAGAGAUGUAUUUGAUAUACCCAUGCUUAUUGUUAUGAAUUUCCUACCCUGCAUUUAAUCAACCAAGGCGCGAACGUCGGUCACAUCAGUUUUAGCAAUUAAAUCACUUUCUUGUUCUGGCUCUGGCUGAGGGGUCAAAAAAGCAAGGGAUGAAAAGUUUGGUAUUGGAAAAAAGAUUUGGGGUAGUUUGUCAUUAUUGGGCCUUGGGAUUUUGUUGUUUACUUGGUGACAUGUUUUUUUCUUUCCUUACCUUCUUAUGGAAGAAGUGAAUGAGCUAGAAUAAGGAUUUUGAUGUUUGAUGAAUGUUGCAUGUAUAUAUAUCCCCAAAUUCAGUAUGGCUAUGUUCGCAGGCAUAUCUGUUGAUCAGUAUGCUGAUGAUGUAUUUUCAUGGACAUGAUAGCAAUGAAUGAUUCGAGUGAGAUUGUUGAAUGAUGAUGAAGUGAAUGCAAUUUUUAUUUAUUUAUUUAUUUAUUUAUUUAUUUAUUUUUGUUU
Blastomyces dermatitidis ER-3 is the source of this 4512-nucleotide messenger RNA. RefSeq names its product C6 finger domain-containing protein. The record is from RefSeq and is a predicted model, not a curated record. The transcript has 3 exons. Gene Ontology annotation, cellular component: nucleus. Lineage: Eukaryota; Fungi; Ascomycota; Eurotiomycetes; Onygenales; Ajellomycetaceae. Gene Ontology annotation, biological process: cellular response to starvation; regulation of DNA-templated transcription. Bases 1739 to 4078 code for a protein of 779 amino acids. Gene Ontology annotation, molecular function: DNA-binding transcription factor activity, RNA polymerase II-specific; zinc ion binding; RNA polymerase II transcription regulatory region sequence-specific DNA binding.